Messenger RNA from Neurospora crassa OR74A, 3171 nucleotides. It is a transcript of the gene sah-3, whose product is annotated as SAH-3. Gene Ontology annotation, molecular function: carboxy-lyase activity; DNA binding; zinc ion binding. The transcript has 8 exons. The coding region runs from base 556 to 2901 and encodes 781 amino acids. NCBI's taxonomy places the organism in Eukaryota, Fungi, Ascomycota, Sordariomycetes, Sordariales, Sordariaceae. Gene Ontology annotation, biological process: DNA-templated transcription; regulation of DNA-templated transcription. The record is from RefSeq and is a predicted model, not a curated record.
GCUUCUUUUAUCCCUCGGAGUGCCCUCCCUUCGGAUUUCCAUCGGUAUUCCCCCCCCAUAUUAACCAUACUUACACUAUUCUCUCACCCACCCCUUUCCCGACGGAAUCCAGGGCCCGUGUCCGUCCAUCCGUCAAUCCCUUCCCUUUCCCUCCCGGUCCCCCCUCGAAUAGCCGCGGAUCCACCAGACCCCGAACCCUACCCUUGGCGCUGCCGAGUUGCUGCUCGCCGUUGCAGUGUGCAUAGGUUCAGACGCUCAUAGGGCACGCCAACGGAGGCUACUAGACACUACCUUCGUCGCCGUCCGAGCCAUCCACAUUCCGAAAGAGUGACGAGAGAGAGAGAGAGAGAGAGAGAGAGAGAGACAUACACACCGACGACUCGGAAAGUCAGGAGAACAAGUGGUCGGCUGGUGGUCUGGCGGACCCCGUUGGUUUCCGGCCUUCAUCCUGUCCAAAGCUGACCACAUCCCGCCGCCGUCUCCGCCCAGCCCCGACUCGUGUAGCCCUCACCUCAUAUACCUACCUACCUUAGUCAUCUUGAAACAGCAAAGGCCAUGUCCAUGUCCGACUCUCAUGAGAGCCCCAACCUCGAGGAUCUUACUCCCGAGGAGGCCAACCGCAUUAUCCAUUCCCACCGCAAAGUUCGAUAUGGUACCGCCUGCUGGCCCUGCAGACAGAGAAAAGUAAAGUGUGACAACAAAAGUCCAUGUGAAAACUGCGUCAAGCGGGAACACCCACAGCUCUGUUCCUACAAACCCAACAAGUCAGCAUCCGGCAAACCGUCAUCUGUUUCCACCGACCUCUCUCACUCCAAGAAGAGGCCGCACUCGCCAGAUGCUCAAGAAGGCCGGAGCUUGAGCCAUGAGGCCCGCGAAUCAAUAAGAACAUACGAGCCCGAAGCCGUGGAGAUCACGCGUUAUGUUGGCCAGAAUAGCAUCCCAGCGCUUCUAAGGGAACAAACCGCAGCCGAUGAACCACAGGACGUAAGCUUUAUACGCCAAGACAUGCGUUCCCUACUGGGGCUCGAUAACUCGGCCCCCUUUCCGCUCAUGUCCUCCCGCCACUUGGACAGGCUAACGUCCGAUAUCUCUCAUGAACUGCCUUCCGACCGGGAGGUCAUGAAACUUUUCCGAACCUACAAGGAAAUUCCCCAACCCUUCUGGGGCUUUGUUAUCGACAUUGACGACCUCGAGUCUCGGUUGAUGAUCUACCUUGAAGACAGAGCAAAGAACGCCAGAGCCACUACAAAGACAACAAAACCAGUCUCUGCAUCAUGGCUCGCCAUUCUCUUCGCCGUCCUUGCGGUUGGCUCACAGUACCACGAGACCCCAUACCAUAUCCGAACAAGAGAUGCGCAAAAGUACAUCCAAAUUUCUUUCCACUUUCUCAGGCUGGGUAACUUUUUGUUAAGGCCGAACCUGGACUCAAUACAAGCCAUGUUGAUGACGAGCUUUGUAUUACUCAAUGACAUGAAAGCGGAAGCUUCCUGGGCUUUGCUGGGACUUACAUGUCGAUUGGCACAGUCGCUUGGCCUUCACCGCCCACAGGUUCUUGACGGCCGUCAGUCGCCCGAGAUUGUGAAGAGGGAAAUGUCUAGGAGGAGACUUUGGUGGACUUGCCUCUGGCACGAUACGCUCACUUCGUUAUCAUUUGACCGAUCACCAAUGACCAACAUCGCUUGUUGUCCUAUCCCCCUUUCACCGACUGCCGAGACAGACGGGUGGUCUUAUCUCGAAGCAAUGUACCAUCUAAAUCAAAUCAUAUCGCAGCGCCUAAACCCUGAUGCAACUGCCACCGCCUCCUACAACCAAAUCCUGACCAACUGCGCGGACGUGGAAAGCAUACGAGAUAAACUCUUUGUACAACUCCGGACCAAAGACGCCUGCAAAUCCGCCAUGGACCGCCUGCAGCACUACGCCAUCAGACUGCACACCUCCUUCAUCGUCUCCGUCUGCUGCCGGCCCGCCCUCCAGCGCGAAAACAACCAGCUCGAAAAGUCCCAGAAAAAGUACCUGGCCGACAAAUGCAAGGAGAACCUGACGGAAACAGUCCGCAUGUUCCUCGCCAUGCACCAGCUCUCGGUGAUCCCCACGCGCUCCUGGGCCUUUACUUAUCACGGCCUGUCGUCGGCCGUUCUGCUGGGGAUCCUCGGCGAGACCAAAGCCGACCCCGAAGUACGCCAGCUUCAAGGCGAUUUGAUUUCGGCCCUGUCCGCCACAGCGGCUAAAGAACAAACGUCGCCGCAGCCGCACAUCCCGAGGUCGGAUCACGACAUUGAGCUCUCGGGCCCGCUGUCGCGCGCGUUGACGGCGCUCAAAAAUAUCUACGACCAUGGAUCGGUCGUGGGUCCGGCGGGGAUUAAGCGCGAGGCAAGCAUUUCCGGCCCGGCGUCGGGAUUGAGGACGCCGUUGCAGAUCAGCCAGCUUGCGGGGCUACCUCCUAAUGGGUAUCCGUUAUAUGGUCUUGGGCAAGAACAGCAGGGAAGAGGAGGAGGAGGAGGAGCAGGAGGAGGGGGGGUUCAGCAGCAGCUGGGAGCGACGGGACCGUUGGAUCCGCAUCAGAGUGCAGCGUUGGCGAUGGCGGAGAUGCAGCAGCAGAAUGGGGGGCAGUCUCAGUUGGGGGGGACGGGGGCGGAGUAUCAGGGAGGGGUACCGUACAACAUGCCACCACUCCAACAACCGGGUGCCGCUGCCGGCGCCGGUUCGGGCCCUGGUGGAGGUGUAAUGCCGCAGGAUAUGUCGCAGUUUGAUCCGGCUACUUAUAUGUCGCCGAUGGAUCUUUACGACUCGAUCUUUUGGGAAUCCCCCGACCCCUUCAACACCGGCGUAGACACGAUGAAUUUUGACUUUUUAGCCCACCCACCACCUGGCCAACCACCUCAGCAGCAGUUUUAUUUUUGAUGAUUCAAGGUCUCGGUUUCCGGGUGAGCAUCAUCGGCUUGGGUUCUUCCAUUUCUAUCACUGUCGUGGAGAAAUUUCAAAAGGAUAGCAAAAAAUGAAAAGGGGGAAUUUGUCCCCUACCGUUACCAGGCAUAGUGUUGUAAUCUACCCAGGAAUUUCGUCGUCAUAUCAAAAAUUUAUGGACUGUCUAUGCUGGAACUUGCAAUGUCUCAACACACCGAAGGACGUGACUCGGAGAUGGAACGGGAUCGGAGCGAGGAACGGGGGGGG